This is a messenger RNA of Toxorhynchites rutilus septentrionalis, 2463 nucleotides long. RefSeq lists its product as uncharacterized. The record is from RefSeq and is a predicted model, not a curated record. The transcript has 3 exons. Lineage: Eukaryota; Metazoa; Arthropoda; Insecta; Diptera; Culicidae. Bases 1 to 2463 code for a protein of 820 amino acids.
AUGGCCGACGCAGAUUUGAAGCAAGCGAUUCUCCGGCUGACUGAUCUCAUCGCAAACCAGCAGCAGCAGAUUGCAGCUCUCCAGCAGGGUAACGCCAAUCAAGUUGGAAGCGAGAAGAUCAUCGAGUCACUCUCAACGGGAAUCGACGAGUUUCAGUACGAUCCAGACGGCGGCAUCUUCUUCGAUUCGUGGUAUGCUCGAUACGAGGACGUGUUCAAGGAGGACGGAAAGCAUUUGGAUGACAAAGCAAAGGUCAGGCUACUUCUGCGGAAAAUCGGCACGCAAUUCCACGAACGUUACGUGAACAGUGUUUUGCCGAGUCAUCCGCGGAAUUUUUCAUUCGAAGACACCGUCAAGAAGCUGAAGAAACUUUUUGGACGCCAAAAGUCACUCUUCAACGCGCGCUACCAGUGUCUUCAAUACGUGAAAAAUGAAGUCGACGAUUUUUCGUCUUACUCAGCAUCGGUGAACAAGCACUGCGAAGCGUUCCAGAUCGAAAAGCUAUCCAGCGACCAAUUCAAGACGCUCAGGUUCGUAUGCGGUCUCCAGUCACCACGCGAUUCGGAUAUCCGGACCAGGCUGAUCGGGAAGUUGGAAGCUGAAGAAAACGCGCCGCCCGCCGACGGUGCCAACCUCAAGCUUGAAAACCUGGUUGAGGAGUGCAACCGCAUCAUCAACCUUAGGCAAGACACGCAAAUGAUCGAGAAAGGAGAAGAAGUCACCAAAAACACCUGGCUGGUUCUGUGGGGAUCUUCAUUAUGUCAAGGAGUGCCCCUACCAGACACACACAUGUGUAAACGGAAGGGCCACAAGGAAGGGUACUGCUCCUCAUCCGAGAAGAAGCCGACAAAGCAGAUUGACAAACCCAAACCUAAGGACAUCGUCAAGUCUAAAGGUAUUGCGGUUAAGCGAGUCGAUCUGAAAGCAAAGCGGAAGUUCGUGAAAAUCGACAUCAACGGUGUACCAGCAAAGUUGCAGCUCGAUUGUGCAUCUGACAUCACCAUCAUCUCCAAACGAACUUGGACAUCGGUGGGUAAGCCUGUCAUCGAGACAACGGAUGUCGCUGCUGUGAGCGCCUCGGGUGACGGCAUCGACAUCGUAUGUGAAUUCAACGCUGAAAUCACCAUCCAAGACGUGACGAAAGUGGGUCGCAUUUUCGUUACAAGCAUUCCGGAUCUCAACGUUCUGGGAAUUGAAACGAUCGAUCAGUUCGAUCUCUGGUCGGUUCCGUUCAGUUCAUUAGUCAACUCAAUCCAACAAAACUCAAACGCAACAAUGCAGAAGCUGCAAGCGAAGUUCCCUGAAGUGUUCCAACCAACCCUCGGAUGCUGCACCAAAGCUAAGGUAACGCUCUACCCGAAGCCAGAUGCACGACCUGUGUACUGCCCCAAGCGACCGGUUGCCUACGCUGCCCUUCCGAAGGUUGAUGCUGAGCUGCAGAGACUUCAAGACAACGGCAUCAUCUCGCCAGUCCAGUUUUCUGAUUGGGCUGCACCUAUCGUCGUGGUUCGUAAAUCUGAUGUCUCCGUUCGCAUUUGUGGUGACUAUUCCACAGGUCUCAACAAUGCACUAGAAUCAGAUCGCCAUCCACUGCCUCAUCCGGACGAUAUCUUCGGUGAACUCGCCGGUUGCCGUUUCUUCUCCUGUAUCGAUCUUUCGGAUGCCUAUCUCCAGGUCGAAAUUGAAGAAGCUUCUCGGAAACUGCUAACGAUAAACACACACAAAGGUCUGUUCCUGUACAACCGAUUGCCACCCGGAGUCAAAUCCGCACCAGGUGCAUUCCAGAGGAUCAUCGACAGUAUGCUAGCCGGAAUUCCUGGAGUGAAACCGUACCUGGAUGACAUUCUAAUUGCUGGAAGGACCCAAGAAGAGCACGAUCGUAGUCUGAAUGAUGUGCUCCAACGUAUUCGUGAGUGUGGAUUCUAUCUGCGCAUCGAGAAGUGCCGUUUUUCACUUCCGCAGAUCAAGUUUCUGGGUCACAUCCUCGACAAGGAUGGUCUCCGCCCGGAUCCAACCAAAACAAGAGCAAUCUUUGAGAUGUCAGCACCAACGAAUCUGUCGCAACUGCGUUCAUACCUGGGUGCGAUUAACUACUAUGGACGGUUCGUUGGACAGAUGAAGGAACUCCGAGCGCCGCUGGACUGUCUACUGAAGAAACUUGUCGAAGGGGAGAAGGCAGUAAUGUUCCAGGAUCUGCAGACGUUUCUAUCGGUUUACCGGUCAACACCAAACAGAAGCAUAGAUGGUAAGACGCCAGCUCAUCUAUUUCCGCUACGAACGACACUGGAUCUGCUGAAGCCGUUUCCUCCAAGUCCAACGCUGGUCAACGAAAAGCAAAAUUCCCAGUUCAACAGACGACACGAGUGGGUUCCAGGUCAAAUCAUCGAGCGCAAGGGUAACGUAAACUACACCGUGUUGCUCGAGAAGAUCAUCGAACACUGCACGAUGCUCCGCUAUCAAUAA